Molecule: messenger RNA, 1638 nt
Organism: Malassezia sympodialis ATCC 42132
Lineage: Eukaryota; Fungi; Basidiomycota; Malasseziomycetes; Malasseziales; Malasseziaceae
Biological process (GO): transmembrane transport; spermidine transport
Cellular component (GO): plasma membrane
Molecular function (GO): spermidine transmembrane transporter activity
Source: RefSeq, a predicted model, not a curated record
AUGUCGUCGUCGCUCCUGGAGAGUUACCCACAGAUGGCAUUGAUUCCUGGCGCUGGUCUCUUUGGUCUCGCGGCGUACGCAUUUGCGACGAUUGCGCCGGUGUGGGCGUUUGGACUACUCGGCCCGCUGAUCCGCCGCGUGUGCCCCGACGGGUUUACGCUGUCCGAGUACAUCCGCCGGCGCUUUGGCUGGCCGGUCGGGGUGUUUAGUGCGCUUGUGUUCAUUGGCUUCAUGUUCUGCUUCAUGAUCGUGGAGCUGAAUACGUAUGGCCUCAUCGUGCAGACGAUUGUGCCGAGCAUGAGCAAGAUUAUCCCGCCGCUGAUCAUUGCUAUCACGACGACCAUCUACACCAUGUACGGCGGUUUUAAGGCAUCGCUAUGGACGGACAACUUUAAUGCCGUCGUCGUCGUCGUGUUCAUCAUCAUCGGCGCCGUCAUGUUCUCCGUGAAGCUUGAUCUGGACUCGGAGCGCGUGCACGACCCGCGGUUGCUCGGUGCACAUGCUUUUGGCGGUGAGCUGUGGUACAUUCUGACUGUGUCGAUCGUCUUUGCGCAGAUGUUCAACCAGGGGUUUUGGCAGCGUGCGUUCGCGUCCAAGACGAAUAUGGGCCUGUACGUGUCUGUGGCGCUCGCGUCGAUCCCGCUAUUUGCCAUCUGUUUCCUAGUGGGUAUGGCAGGACCGCUUGCAUACUGGGCGCACGUCCAGGAGCUGCCGAACGACGAGGAUGACGGCUCAAAUGCCCUCUUCAACGCGCUGCUGUACAUGCCCAAGUGGGUGCAUGGCUUGGUGUUGGUGCUCACGGGAGUGCUCUCGUCGAGCGCGUACGACACGUUCCAGUCGGCACAGAUCAGUGUGAUACAAAGUGACUUGUUUUUGGGCCGCCUGAACAUUUGGUGGUGCCGCGUGCUCCUGCUCCUGCUGAAUGUGCCAUGUGUCGUCCUGGCGCUCAUCCAGAUCGAUAUCCUGCAAGUAUUUCUCAUUGCCGAUCUGGCGGGUCUUGCGGUCAUCCCCGCCGUGUUCAUGGGUCUGAUCCCCGGCUUUGACGUAUUCAAUGGUUUCGACGUCGUUGUGGGUGGCUGUGGCGGCUUCCUGACCGUGUUCGUCUUUGGCACGAUUUACUACCAUGGCGAUGCGAUUCGUGGCGGCCAGCUGAUUGGUCUCCCAGAUGGGCUCUACGGUGUCGAUGCGGAUGCGAGUGAUUACAGUGUGAUUGGUGCAUUCCUUGCCGCGCCGGUUGGCGACCUUUGCUUUGCGCUCGCCUCGUGUGGCCUGCGCAUCCUGGUCGGCUGGGCAUAUGCGCGCUACACGAACCAGCCAUUCACCAUGCUACAAAAGCGUGAGGAGUACCGCAUGGAUAAGUACGUGCUCGACGAGGACCGCCCCGUGGGCUUCGCGCACAAGUUCACGAACCCCGAGGACGGCCACCGCCUCGAUUCUACCACGAACGAAAGCAACGAGUUCGUCUCAGCGCUGCACUCGUCGCAGCCACGCACUUUUCUCUCGCGCCUGUGGGGCCAUUCCGACAGUGCAGACGACGCCGAGCUGGACAUGCCGGCGAAGAAAGACACGUGGGAGGAAGCAGAAGAGCACGAGCACGCCGCGGAUACCGGCGUGCCGACGCUGGAAAACAAAAUCUAA